Messenger RNA from Penicillium taxi, 1848 nucleotides. RefSeq names its product flavin-containing monooxygenase. Bases 1 to 1848 code for a protein of 615 amino acids. The transcript has a single exon. The record is from RefSeq and is a predicted model, not a curated record. Lineage: Eukaryota; Fungi; Ascomycota; Eurotiomycetes; Eurotiales; Aspergillaceae.
AUGGGCUCGAUUCUCACCAUAAGUGAUACCUUGCAAUCAACCCCAGUCCAAGCUGAUGUUCUGGCGGCCAAAUAUGCAUCCGAGAGAUCUAAACGUCUUUCUCCAGGUGGAUGCCUUGAGCACGAUGGUUCCCAUGUGGAUAGCGAUAUUCUACAGUACCUCAGAAAAGACCCACGUUCCCAGUAUUCAGCUCGGGAACCGAUUAGGGGAGCUGCCCGCGUGGUGAUUGUUGGAGCUGGUAUUGCCGGCCUUAUUGCUGCAGUGAAACUCAAAGAACAAGGUGUUGAUGACUUUGUUAUGAUUGAAAAGGGCGGUAGCUAUGGAGGCACGUGGUACUGGAACCAGUAUCCCGGGUUGGCAUGCGAUGUCGAGGCGCUCAUCUACCUCCCAUUUCUUGAAGAGACUGGAUACGUGCCCAAAACGCGAUAUCCAUUGGCAAAGGAUAUUCGUGCUCAUCUGACCCGAAUUGUAGAGAAAUGGAAUCUUCUUCCCCAGAUCAUUCUAGGAACCUCUACAACGGCGAUGAGUUGGGAUGAACCGGCCCGGAGAUGGCACAUCACUACCAAUCGGUCGGAUCAGUGGACGUCUCAGUUUGUGGUCCUGGCCACCGGUCUCUUUCAUGAGCCAAAGAUACCACAGAUUCCAGGUAUUGAAACCUUUCAGGGAGCGCAUUUUCACAGUGGUCGUUGGGACUACCAGCUCACUGGGGGCGAUGCCUACUCGCCCCGAGAUCGUCUAGCGGGCAAGUCUGUCGGCGUCAUGGGCACCGGCGCAUCAGCCGUGCAGAUUAUACCCCAGCUGGCACGAGAUGCUCAAAAGCUGUAUGUGUUUCAAAGAACCCCGUCGUCUAUCACCCUACGCGACGACGUUCCUGUCGAAGCCACGACGAUUGCGACUUGGCCACGCGGGUGGCAGAAGACACGCAUGGAGGAUUUCUCGCGUAUUGUUCAGGGAGAAGAGCUCUCUCAGAAGCCGUGCUCGGCUACUGAAGGUUUUGAUGCCCUAGCUUUGCGCAAUAUCCUCCGCGACUACUUGCACGAAGCCUCGCUGGCUGAAAUCCAAGACCUUCUACCACGACUGUUCCAAGAGGCUGACUAUCGUCUCAUGGAUCGUAUCCGCAAAACAGUAGAAACUAUUGUACAGGACCCCGCCACAGCGGAGGACCUGAAGCCGUGGUAUGGCUUUUUGUGCAAGCGCCCAGCAUUCAAUAAUCAGUAUCUGGCCACCUUUAAUCAGCCAAAUGUUCAGCUUGUCGACACUCAGGGAAAGGGUGUUUCUCGGCUUAUCCCCAAAGGAGUCGAGGUUAACGGACGGGAAUUCGAGGUCGAUGUGCUCAUUUACUGCACUGGGUUCGACUACGAGAUCGGAACAAGCUUCUACGACCGUACGGGCAUCGACCUGACUGGAUCUCAAGGCCAAACCCUCGAUUCUGAGUGGGCCGUUGACGGUCCUUCAACUCUCUACGGUAUUCACGUUCGGCAUUUCCCUAACCUGUUUUAUAUGGGUCCAGUCCAGGCGGGCGCUUCCUUCAACUACACCCACACGGCGUACGAGGCUGCUGCACAUAUUGCAGCGCUCAUAAGACAUUGCGUCGACCAUGAGCACGACUUCCAGGCCAUCCAGCCGACCCAGGAGGCCCAAGAGGAUUGGGUUCAGCAGAACGAAGCCGGAAGUGAUGAGCGGCUCCGGUUUGCCCAGUCCUGCACCCCAGGGUAUUUCAACGGGCAGGGAAAACCAGACCGGAUUUCUGCUCGCUGGAGCUACUAUCCGAAGGGAAUUGCAGCAUGGGUUCAUGCUAUGCAGGCAUCAAGAGAGGGUGGCAAAUUGACCGGGUUUGAAACCUGGUAG